Messenger RNA from Lacerta agilis (Sand lizard), 2740 nucleotides. It is a transcript of the gene BCO2, whose product is annotated as beta-carotene oxygenase 2. The record is from RefSeq and is a predicted model, not a curated record. Gene Ontology annotation, biological process: carotene catabolic process; retinal metabolic process. NCBI's taxonomy places the organism in Eukaryota, Metazoa, Chordata, Lepidosauria, Squamata, Lacertidae. The transcript has 13 exons. Gene Ontology annotation, cellular component: mitochondrion. Gene Ontology annotation, molecular function: beta-carotene 15,15'-dioxygenase activity; carotenoid dioxygenase activity. The coding region runs from base 79 to 1887 and encodes 602 amino acids.
GCCCUUGGGCCCUAUCUCCCCCCCCCCUUAGAGUGGGAGGCCACGAAUAGGCAGAAGGGGGACGGCGAGCGGUGCAAGAUGGCGGCGGGGCUGCUGCUGCUGCGGGCGGGGCUGGGCAGACCCUACGGCGGGGGAGUCGUUCUCCUGAACAAGAUUGUCUUGACCAGACCAGCUGUUUGUGUUGCAACUGACAAGCGCCAUCCUCUGGCAUGUAAAAUCCACACAUCCCCCAGGAGUUUAGUGGUACCAAGUCUCCUGUUGACCCAGAAACAGCAGCAGGUCUCCUUCAGCAACCGGAAGGGCUUGGAAUGCAUCUCACCAUUUUUCUCCAGUGUAGAAGAGACAUCUCAAGCUAUUCCUACGAAGAUCGAGGGGCAUGUCCCCACCUGGCUGAAGGGCAAGCUGCUGAGGGUUGGCCCGGGGAAGUUUGAGUUUGGAAAAGACAAGUAUAACCACUGGUUUGAUGGCAUGUCUCUGAUGCACCAGUUUGACAUUGAGGAUGGAGUUGUGAAGUACAGCAGCAAGUUCCUAAGGAGCGAUUCCUACAUGACUAACAGCCGGAACAACCGGAUCAUGGUAUCUGAGUUUGGAACCUUAGCUAUGCCUGACCCUUGCAAGUCCAUUUUUGAGCGCUUCAUGUCAAGGUUUGAAGUGCCAAAAAUGACGGACAACUGCAAUGUGAACUACGUGGUCUACAAAGGCGACUAUUACGUCAGCACAGAAACCAACUUAAUGCGUAAGGUCGAUCCGGAAACCCUCGAAACAAAGGAGAAGGUGGAUUGGACAAAGUACAUUGCAGUGAAUGGAGCAACUGCCCACCCACACUAUGACCCGGAUGGGACAGCGUAUAACAUGGGCAACUCGUAUGGAAAACAUGGCUCCAACUAUAACAUCAUCUGUGUCCCCCCACAGACGUUGGGCUCCGAUGACUCUAGCCUGCAGGGUGCAAAAGUGCUGUGUUCUAUUGAGCCAGAGGAUAAGAUGAAACCUUCCUAUUACCACAGCUUUGGAAUGAGUGAAAACUAUGUGAUCUUUAUUGAGCAGCCACUCAAAAUGAACCUCUGGAAGUUCAUCACAGCCAAGGUUCUUGGGAGAUCCUUUUUGGAAGCGAUCAGCUGGGAGCCUGAGCACAGUACCCGCUUCCACAUAGUGAACAAGCUCACUGGGCAGGUGUUGCCUGGGCAGUACUGCAGUGAACCUCUCUUGUUUUUCCAUCAAAUCAAUGCCUUUGAAGAUCAAGGAUGCAUCAUCCUUGACCUAUGCUGUCAAGAUGAUGGAGGGGCUCUUGAUGUUUACCGGCUGCAAAACCUCCAUAAAGCAGGCGAGGCUCUGGAUCAGGCCUACAAUUCAGUGGCAAGGCCGUAUCCACGACGCUUUGUUCUGCCCAUCAGUGUGGAUCCUAGUGCACCUGUGGGACAGAAUCUCAGCCCCUUGUCCUACACAUCGGCAACGGCCACGAAAGAGUCCAACGGGAAGAUCUGGUGCACAUAUGAAAGUCUGCAUGAUGAGAACCUCAAGGAAGCAGGAGGUCUCGAAUUCCCCCAGAUUAACUAUUCUCAUUACAAUACGAAGAAAUAUCGUUACUUCUAUGGUUGUGGCUUUGGGCAUAUGGUUGGUGACUCACUGAUUAAGACUGACAUAAAGACCAAGGAGAUGAAGAUUUGGCGACAGGAUGGAAUGUAUCCUUCUGAGCCAGUGUUUGUGCCAGAACCUAACUCUUCUGCAGAAGAUCGUGGGAUUAUUCUGUCCGUUGUGCUCACAGCCAAGCAGAAUCGAGGUACCUUCCUGCUCAUUCUGGAUGCUGAGAAUUUUACUGAACUGGGCCGGGCAGAAGUCCCUGUCCAGUUCCCCUAUGGUUUUCAUGGCAUCUUUGUUCCAGGUCAAUAGAGAUUAGCCAGUGGUCACAUAGCACAAUGGGGAGGAGAAAGAGUCUGCUCUACAAAGCUCUGUGCUUAAAACCUUUGCCAACAUACUUAAUCUUAACCUGUCUAGGGGUGCCAACAGGCUGUCACUAUUUGAGGGAGGGAUUGAAGUGCAUCUGUGAAUUUAGGUUUGCGGAAUUAAGGCGGAUUAAACACAGGAAUCUGUCUUAUACCAAGUCAAACCAUUGCUAUGUAGCUCAGUAUUAUCUGCACUGACCCAGCAGUGGCUCUCCAGGGCUUCAGCUCCACCAAGAGAUGCUGGUGAUUGAACCUGACACCUUCUGCAUGCAAAGCAGGUGUCCCACCAUUGAUCUACAGCCCUUUCCUUGGUACAGAAAAAAACCACAUACAAACUGACCUUUUAAAGUUUGGAAAGUUACAGGGAAAUGCAUUGGAAAAUUGUGGGAUUAACAAAUUAUUAACGGGAAGAUCCCACCAGCAAAUCAGGAUGAAUGUUCAUUGCUGUGUAACCUUGCCACAGAUGUGAAAGAAUACUCUGCAAAGACCACACCAUAGACUAACUUCUUAAGUAAGCUUUGCGCAAGCAAAUCAGCUCAAUAAACAGGCCUUCUAGAGGAGUUAUCGGGACUAUUCUGAUCCACAGAGAUGUUCAAAAGGAAAUAGGUUAAUGAGUGUGAUAACUGUUGCCAAUGAAAGAAAAAUAUUGACCAUAAAUUGAUUUUUUUUAAUAGGAGGCACUCAAGUGAUAUCAACUUCAAAUAUAACCUUUUGGACAAUUCUAAUUGUUUAGCCUUUAUUUUUGUAUUAUCUAUAUGGAGAUUUACUUAUCUAAAUGCAAUUAAAGUGCUUUGGGCAUA